CGACGCUCACGGGGCGUUGCCCGGAAGCGGAAGCGUGUCGGCCGGCGCUGUGGUGCGGAAGCUGCUGGUGGAGGCCUUCGGUUCGGUUCGGUUCGGUUCGGGGCCGCAGUCCGGCUCGUGUCGUGUCCUUCCGCCAUGUCGGGCAACCUGCAGAAAGCGGUUGACCUGGCUAGUAAGGCAGCACAAGAAGAUAAAGCAGGCAACUACGAAGAAGCCUUCCGCUUGUACCAGCAUGCUGUGCAGUAUCUUAUCCAUGUUGUUAAAUAUGAAGUACAGGGUGAUAAAGCAAAGCAGAGCAUUAGGAUGAAGUGUACAGAAUACUUGGACAGAGCAGAAAAACUGAAGGAAUAUCUGAAAAAGAGAGAAAAAACUGCACCAAAGCCAGUUAAAGAGUCUGGUCCUGCUGAUGGAAAAGGGAAUGACAGCGAUGGGGAAGGAGAGUCAGAGGAUCCUGAGAAAAAGAAAUUACAGAAUCAACUUCAAGGUGCCAUUGUUAUGGAGCGGCCAAAUGUGAAAUGGAGUGAUGUUGCUGGCCUUGAAGGUGCCAAAGAAGCUCUUAAAGAAGCAGUGAUCUUGCCCAUUAAGUUUCCACACUUGUUCACAGGAAAGAGAACCCCCUGGAGAGGAAUUCUUCUGUUUGGACCACCAGGAACAGGAAAGUCUUACCUAGCAAAAGCUGUUGCAACAGAAGCGAACAAUUCCACUUUCUUUUCAGUAUCUUCCUCUGACCUGGUCUCAAAGUGGCUGGGAGAGAGUGAAAAAUUAGUGAAAAACCUAUUCCAGCUUGCCAGAGAAAACAAGCCCUCUAUUAUCUUCAUUGAUGAGAUCGAUUCGCUGUGUGGGUCAAGAAGUGAAAAUGAAAGCGAGGCUGCUAGACGGAUUAAAACAGAAUUUUUAGUCCAGAUGCAAGGGGUUGGCGUUGAUAAUGAAGGAAUAUUGGUCUUGGGAGCAACAAACAUACCUUGGGUUUUGGAUUCUGCUAUCAGGAGAAGGUUUGAGAAGCGUAUUUAUAUCCCUUUACCUGAAGACCAUGCCAGGGCUGCCAUGUUCAAACUUCACCUCGGGUCGACUCCAAGUCUCCUAACAGAAGCAGAUUAUCGGGAGCUUGGAAAAAGAACCGAUGGCUACUCUGGUGCAGAUAUAAGCAUCAUUGUACGCGAUGCACUGAUGCAGCCUGUUAGGAAAGUGCAGUCAGCUACUCACUUUAAAAAAGUAAAAGGACCAUCAGUGUCAAAUCCAAACACAGUGGUAGAUUUGUACACCCCUUGCUCUCCAGGUGAUCCUGAUGCUGAAGAAAUGACAUGGAUGGAUGUUCCAGGGGAUAAAUUACUGGAGCCUAAAGUUUCCAUGGCCGACAUGCUCAGCUCACUAGCUAGCACGAAGCCAACAGUUAACGAGCAGGACCUGGAGAAGUUAAAGAAAUUUACAGAAGACUUUGGUCAGGAAGGCUAAGCCAAAGAUGUCCGUGGAUCAUUCGAACUUUUGCUUUCUUAAGUAUUCUUGUGUCUUUAUCAAUGGCACUCCAAAUAAAUGCCGAUAAACUCUCUCCUUUCUUGUUUUGCAGAAGGAAUAGAAGAUCUGUUUGCAAAGACCCUUACGCUUUUAUAUUGUAUUGUUUUCUUCAGACAUCUAUUCAGUGUCUUCUAUCGGAAAAUAAUACCGAAAAUACAAUUUUAGCAAAGUGAUGUGGCAACUCAUGUGAAAUAUUUGUAAUUUUUCAAUGAUGGGUUCAGUUUUAGCUAUUCUAUUAGGCCUGGGCAUGAGCGAGUUUUGAACUUCCAGUAGGCUCAAAAAGAAACCCUUUUUUGAGGGUGCAAAGAGAACCGAUUUGCCAGGUGUUUUCAGUAGCCGUCAGCCCACAUGUUGAUUACUCCUUUCAUUUAGAGAAAUGCAACGAGAUUUGGUAAUUGAACAUAACUGUGUGUUUGCUGUUAAGGUAAGAAAGAAAACACUGUGAGGGGAAGACUGUAUGAGCCAGUGCUUUGUUUCAAUACUGAUGAAUGCGGUAUUCGGCUUUUUCUGCUGUGCUGUGUUAGAAAAUUUUGCCUUAAACAGCAAGCUUUUGUUUUUAACUCUUUACUAGCUGAUACACAUGUCACUAUGCAAUUGAGCAAAGAUGUUCGUUACAUGCAAGUAUGGGAAAGAUUUUCUGAUGGCUGGUUUUUUAAAUCCGGUUUUAUCAGAGUUUUGGCUAAAGGUAGGAAAAAAAGCAUUGAGUAGCACUUGUAAGAUUCUGUAUGUUAAGGCUGGCAAGGUAUGGAUAGUCCUUGAAGAGUGUAAGGGAGGCGUUUUGGGAAGCAGCAUACUCUCAGGGGUGAGGAGCACGUAGCACGAUAUAGCCGCAGACUUUGCAGUGAUAGGUUAAUUCAGAGCCCCGCUGAUCACUAUGGCGUCCAGGUUACAUCAACUUAGCGCUUCAUCUUUGGGAAGAGGCUGGCACUUUAGUGCAGAAGUAGCGCUUCUGUUGAUUAUUGUUUUUAAGAACUACAGAUUGAAACGUGCCUGAACUUACAACGCUACAGUGUCAGCACUGAGUUUGUGCCUUGUAAGUUUGCACUGGCUGUAGCUGCGAAACAUGGUUGGGAUACCCAGAACGCUCUGUUCUGUAAUGGUUGUGCAACUCUGUUGUGCGUAUGCUUUGUUUAAGUUGCAUUCAAAGAAAAUUGCACACUUCAUGUGCAUAUGUUACACGUACACAUGCACAUAGAUGAUUGUCUUUUUAUGGGUUUUGGUUUCCUUUAUGUACAUAUUUUGUGUACUUGAUAAAUCAUAGGAUGGGUGAAACUUGCUGUGCUUAAAUGAAGUAAAAUGUACAACACCAGUUCUGUUCUGUGAGUGUUUCUUCAAUGUUACUUUCAAGAAUUUAUCGCUUCAGUUUAGGCUUUUGUUUCUACGUUUGACAGCUAAGCAAAAUACUUAGAAAUUCUUUCAUCUGCGAGGUGCUGAGCUUCUGUUUACUAACAGAAUGAAAUGUUCUUUCCAAAGUCGUUCAGUUUCACACAGCUUUACUUUGGUCUUGCACUGGAAAAUGUGAAUGUGAUUCAGUGAGCUGCAAAUCUUUUUGUGGACCUUUGUGGGCCAGCGGGGAAAUUCCAGUGGAGAUGCAAGUUACUGUGGUUUGUAAACUUAAUCUUAGUUGCAGCAGGGUUGUUUGUUCUCAGUUGCCCCUGGUGAACACUUCAGAAGUGAGCCACGCUCUGGCAUUGCUCUCACCUGGAGGACUGAAGCUGCUGUCUGAAUUACUUGUUAAUUGACCUUCAUAAAUGACAGUCCUUUAUGGCAAUCUUAAAAUUCUCAGGAAAUGUGUUUCUUUGUUGUCGUCGUAAGUCAGUUUAUCCUAUGGGUUUCUCUAAACCUAACUGUAAUCCCUUAUCUUUAAUGUACAAAAGUAUGCUGUAUGUUUUAAACUUGCAUCUUGCUGCUUGCUCAGUUGUGGGAUGACAUCUGUAAUGGAAACUUUGGUGUUUCAAGUUGUUUUUAGAAAUAUUCCAAAUAAACACCGCUGGUUAGAACUGCAGCUGCAAGGAUAA
Molecule: messenger RNA, 3530 nt
Organism: Coturnix japonica (Japanese quail)
Lineage: Eukaryota; Metazoa; Chordata; Aves; Galliformes; Phasianidae
Gene: VPS4B
Product: vacuolar protein sorting 4 homolog B
Biological process (GO): vacuole organization; endosomal transport
Molecular function (GO): ATP hydrolysis activity; ATP binding
Source: RefSeq, a predicted model, not a curated record